CUUUUCUACAAGCCGUUGCUUAGUUUGGCAUUGCCAGCUAUUGUGGAAUGUUCCUUAAGUUGGCGGCUCUCUUCGUUCUCUUCGGCCUCCUCCAGAGAUGUCCAUCUUCAGCCUCAAAUGCGUUUGGCUUUGCCGGCCAUGCUGAUGCAAGGGUACAGUCACAGCGGGAGAAGGUGAAGGAGAUGAUGAAGUUCGCCUGGGAUGGAUACGCGCAGCAUGCGUGGGAGCACAACGAGCUGAACUCAAUGAGGGGAGCACCCCACAACGACAGCAUCAUGGGCCAGCACAAGAUUGGACUGAGCAUCGUGGACAGUCUGGACACACUGUAUAUAAUGGACCUGCAGGAGGAGUACAAUCGAGGCUAUAGUUGGGUGCGGGAGAACUUCAGCCUGGACCAUGUGGACGAGUAUCUGUCCGUGUCCGAGUUGAACGUUCACUUCGUUGGCGGUCUCCUCUCGAUGUACGCCUUCACGGGCGAUGCGCUGUUCCAGUCGAAGGCUGAAGAUGUGGUAAAGAAGCUGCUGCCAGCCUUCACGUCAAUGGACUCUGACAUACCCCAGGCCAUGGUCAAUCCCAAAAGGGGAGUGGCUGGGCCAAAAUCCGGGGUCUACGAAUCCAUCUUAUCAGAGAUUGGUUCACUGCAUCUGGAGUUCAGCUACAUAACGGAGAUCACUGGGGUUCGCCAGUAUCGACACUGCGUGCACCAGCUCCGGGAUAGGCUGGAGCUCAUAUCGAAGCCGCGCAGUUUGUAUCCCGUUUACCUGAAUCCAAAAACUGCCGUCUGGGGGCCAUACAAAAUGACCAUGGGCACCAUGGGCGACAUUUUCUACGAGUAUUUGCUGAAGAACUGGCUGCGGUCGCGCAAGACACUCGCACAGUCCCGCGGCAUGUACCAGGCAGCUGUCAGCCGCAUUCUCGUCUAUCAAUUGGGACUGAGCUCAGCGGGAUUGACGUAUCUGGGCGAGCUGGCCAACUUCCAUGUGAUCCGGCGGAUGGAGCAUCGGACCUGCUUUGCCGGCGGACUGUUCGCGCUGGGAGCAUCCGCGUACUUCAACGACUCUAGGCUGGCUGAAAGGCACCUUCAGGUGGGCAAAGAUCUGGCACACACCUGCCAUGAGAGCUAUCGGCGCUCGCCCACAGGCCUGGGACCCGAGUCCUUUCAGUUCGACUCCUCGGCAGAGGAAGACGCCACCGCCCAGACCAGCGACCGGAAAGCCUUUCGCCUGCGCCCCGAGGUAGUGGAGACCUACUUCAUACUCUGGCGUCUGACCCACGACCAAAAGUACAGGGACUGGGGCUGGGAAGUGGUCGAGGCCCUGGAACGACAUUGCCGCACCAAAUUCGGCUACUCGGGUCUGGAAAAUGUGUACCUGCGGGAUGGACCCAGGGACGGGGUGCAACAAAGCUACUUCAUGGCUGAGACCCUCAAGUAUCUGUACCUCCUGUUCUCCAAUGACACGCUGCUGCCACUGGACGAGUGGGUCUUCAACACCGGAGGACACCCGCUCCCCAUUCGAUAUGUGAACAAGAUGUUUCGCGCUAAGAAAAAUGUGCCAGAAUAUCAUUUAGAGCUCAAUUGAGAUCCGAUCCGCACUGCUUCAUAAAUUGUUAAUAUAAUUGAAUAUGUCAAAAAAUUAACAAUUUGCACGCAAA
This is a messenger RNA of Drosophila obscura, 1653 nucleotides long. Its product is annotated as mannosyl-oligosaccharide alpha-1,2-mannosidase IA-like. Bases 48 to 1580 code for a protein of 510 amino acids. Gene Ontology annotation, molecular function: calcium ion binding; mannosyl-oligosaccharide 1,2-alpha-mannosidase activity. The transcript is spliced from 2 exons. The record is from RefSeq and is a predicted model, not a curated record. NCBI's taxonomy places the organism in Eukaryota, Metazoa, Arthropoda, Insecta, Diptera, Drosophilidae. Gene Ontology annotation, cellular component: Golgi membrane; endoplasmic reticulum. Gene Ontology annotation, biological process: N-glycan processing; carbohydrate metabolic process.